UUCUGAGGGAAUAAUUAAUUCCUUAGCAACUAAAUCAAUAAUUCUUUCCUUAGCAACUAAAUCAAACAUGAUGGGAAAUGUAUCACCAAAGGAUUUGCUCCUCUCUGCUGAUCUAUUAUAACAUGAAAACAUUUGGAAAUGUUUAACAUCACAGCAUAUAAUCAGUAUAAUUGAAUUCUGAAUGGUUUCAGAUGAGCUAUGGCAUGUCUAGUACUGGAGAGGUGUUUGUUUAAGCUUGGGAGAACCAGGUUUUGUUUAAUAUUGCUGUUUGACACAGGAUCUAUAUUGGAAAAUUCUCUGAUUAACCAGCUGCUGUACAGUUGGCAGGAAUAUGAACCUGCUCAAAUACUCUGUUUUGUGUUUUGCUAUGAUGACAUGCUACUGAGUCAAAUGUUUCUCACAUUGACUCCAUCAAAGCCUUAAUAAAUUACAUAUUGGCUCCCGAGUGGCGUAGCAGUUUAAAUCACAACCGGCUGUGAUUGGGAUUUCCAUAGGGCAGGUCACAAUUGGCCCAGCGUCGUCCGGGUUUGGUCGGUGUGUAGGCUGUCAUUGUAAAUAAGAAUUUGUUCUUAAUUGACUUGCCUAGUAAAAUAAACGUUAAAUAAAUAAAAUACAAAUAUGAAAUUCAUCACUUAGUCUAUGUACUUACACCCCAUCCUGUCACCCAAUAUAGGUUGGCUUUGUGUAAAUAGUUGUUUUGCUGAAAACUGUCACAGGGAUUGUUAUUGCAAAUUGCAAAGAUGUGAUUGCUUAUAGAAAAGGCUCCCAAAACCACAUUAAGCAACACUCUGAAGGUAGACCACUUUUUAAAGAAGAAAAACAUCCUGAUACAGUUUGAUUGACUACCAGGUCUCUCUUUCUCCUGCUGUGUGCUUUGUCCACCCGUCCCUUACCUGAAACAUAAUAGUAGAAAAGAGACUGAGUGACCUGAUUACAGCACAAUGGAUCUCAUUCUCUCUGACACACCGUCUUCCAGUAGUGUGCAACCGACACUGCCUUCAGUCGUUGGGCUGCAGCAAGCUGGUAUUAGAAACGUGAAAGUAUUUGACUUUUUCAAAUUCAGCAGAUGAUGUUGAAUCAGUGGACCACUUGAGGGAAAUGGAGCACAUGUCAGCUGCUGUACCAGCAGGUGGCCAGGGGAAAUCAAAGCUGAAGGAGAAGUCCAAGUCUACGCAGGUUAAUCCUUGACCUUUGUCUCUACAAAUUAGCAGUUUCAGGUUCCACUGAUAUGUGAGAGAUGAGCUUGCACAAUGCACCUUUCAAUAGAGGGGGCGAAAUCCUUCCAUUUAAGCAAGUUUAUCAGACCUUAUACCUUAUAGAUUUUCCUUUUUAAUAUUUAUUACAUACUGAAUGAUUAAUGAAAGAUAUUUUGAUAUUUCUGUUUACCGGUAGUCAAGCUUGCCAUUCAUUUGGAUUGUCAGCGUAUAGCUGGGUCUACAAAACAGAUUACCUGGGAUGUGUACAAAAUUCAAAUGUUCACGUCUGAAAACAAUCGAUAAACUUAGAUUUUGCAGUGGAAUGUUGACUCCUUUCAUCUGAUUCCAUUUGAUUUUAUGUAACAUUUAAAAGAAGAUGCUUUCCCUGAAGUGAACGAAUCAAAGACUCGAGGGCUGAAUGGCCAGAUAGGAUUUAAUGUUCCCUGCCAGCUACAAACCCAGACCUCAAUGAAUACCUCACCAAGUGUCUUUUGUAUGUAGUAUUGCUUUGAGCACUAUUCCUAGUCUUAACACUUGAGACAUUUGGCAAAUCAACUGAUUUUCUAUAGAUUUCUUCUAUAGAUUAAAAAAUAAUAAUAAUACUUCACUCACACGAAGAGCUAAUCUCAUAAGCUCUUAUCAGUAACAUCAGCACAUGGUUUCUCUUGAAAUAAUUAGCUGUGGCCAAUCAAAGAGUCCAUAGAAUCAGGCCACUGGACACCCUUGGGAGAGUUUUUGGCCCUUCCUCUUUUUGUUUGUUCCCCCAUGAUCCCACUAGACAUAUCUGGUUUACAUAUCUGGUUUCAUCUCAAAACAGAGCCCAUUGUUCCCUACAAUGAUAUUUAACACUACAACAAAACAAUAUGUCUUUUGUAAUGCCUCAGGACCUGGGAUUAUCUCCCAGUAAUGCAUUCUAUUAUAAAGCUGGAUGAGGCAGGCUGGCUGGGUCGGUCCAAGUGCUACCACAGGAGAGGGGGACGGGCUUCCCAGUCACUCACUAGCUGUUCUUCAGCCAGGACAGAGAGAGGGACAGAGAAAGGAGCAGAAAGAGUGCGAGGAGUGUAAGCAACGACGACUGACACUGAAGAUGGUGCUCCUGACUGCCAAAAUCAUGGAGAGGACUGCGCUCUUUGUGAUAUUCGGGGGUCUGGUCACUACUCUGGUCACCACCUUCAUUCCCCUGUGGAAGACCUUGAACUCAGAGCUGAACGAAGUGGAGAACUGGUACUCAGGCCUGUGGCAUAUCUGCAUCUUUGCCGAGGAAGUUGGGAUGCAAUGUAAAGCCUUUGAAUCCCUCAUGGCCCUGCCCAUGGACUUGCUGGCUUCCCGGGUGCUCAUGCUGGUGUCUGUGGGUACUGGGGCCCUAGCCGUGGUGGUGGCCUUCCCAGGCCUGGAGGGGGUGGAACUGGGCUCUGGGAGGCAGCAAGGGUUAAAGAGGGGCCUCCUCAUUGUCAGUGGGGUGCUGUCCUGGGUGUCGGGGCUCACAACACUGGCCCCCGUCUCCCUGGUGGCCUACGUGACCCUGGUGGAGUUCUGGGACGAGAACCUGCCUGACGUCGUUCCACGCUGGGAGUAUGGCGAGGCCAUGUUCUCCGGCUGGUUUGCGGGUCUCUUCCUGGUCAUUGGAGGCUCUCUUUUCUUUGUGGCUGUGUGCAUGGCGGAUCAUGACAGGCAGCAGCGAGUGGCCAGCCUCCCAAACACCCCCCAGGCGAAGCCAAGGAGUCAGUACUACUUAAAGACAGAGGUUUUAUAGUCUCAUUUUCACUUAAUGAAUGGUGGUAGCUAAGAAUGCCUAGUUUGAAGGAGAAUGAUAAAGUUGAAUUCAGACUGCGACUGCCUGGGCUUAUUUUGAAAUAUGAAAGGUCACAUUUGAAAUGUUUGAAAGAUAUAUUUGUAUAUUUCAAUAUUGUUGAACAUGGAUAAAGUGCUGUAUUUCUGAUAUAAAAGUGCAAUGAAAACCUUU
Molecule: messenger RNA, 3159 nt
Organism: Oncorhynchus kisutch (coho salmon)
Lineage: Eukaryota; Metazoa; Chordata; Actinopteri; Salmoniformes; Salmonidae
Product: putative claudin-24
Exons: 1
Coding region: 2125-2949 (274 amino acids)
Cellular component (GO): bicellular tight junction; membrane
Molecular function (GO): structural molecule activity
Source: RefSeq, a predicted model, not a curated record